AUGUGGAACAGGAACGAUUUGAUGGGACAUAUCCGAGGACACCCCAACCUCACAACCAAGCAGAAGGCUUGCAUUGCCGGGAUGUCUCAUGGGCAAGUUGCUAGGGUCGUGGGCUCCGGAAAAACAACAGUCUCUGUGAUUGUUUCACAGGCUCAGACUCUUGGGACUGUCAAAACCGCUGAGAAGAGCGGCCGGCCUUGA
Messenger RNA from Puccinia graminis f. sp. tritici CRL 75-36-700-3, 201 nucleotides. RefSeq lists its product as uncharacterized. Bases 1 to 201 code for a protein of 66 amino acids. The transcript has a single exon. The record is from RefSeq and is a predicted model, not a curated record. Lineage: Eukaryota; Fungi; Basidiomycota; Pucciniomycetes; Pucciniales; Pucciniaceae.